CUUCGCACUCAGCCAUUGUUUCGUAUUAGUGAUUGCUGCUCAAUAGUCUGGAUAUGUUACGAUAAUCGCCAACUGGUCGCGCAUCUGUUCGUCGUUACCCCCUCUGGAUCGAUGAGCUAAGUGAGAGCGCUUCCCGAGUCUCCGCGACAGCCUCAACUGCAGCUCUCCUGGGAUCGCCGCGCACGAGAAUCUCCAAGCCAAGAUGUUCACCUUUACCCCCCUUCUCGGCGCGCAGUCUGCGUCAUCGAAGGCUUCACAAUCGAUUCUCGAGCUUGAUGGAGGAAUCAAGAUUCUUGUGGACGUCGGUUGGGAUGACACCUUUGAUCCUCUCGACCUGCAGGAACUUGAAAAACAUGUUCCGACCCUGUCGCUCAUUCUUCUAACCCACGCUACACCCGCUCAUAUCGGUGCCUUUGCCCAUUGCUGCAAGACCUUCCCUCUCUUCACGCAAAUCCCCGUCUACGCUACGAGUCCCGUCAUUGCGCUCGGUCGCACGUUGCUACAGGAUUUAUACGCCUCUUCUCCGCUAGCCGCAACAUUUCUACCCAAAGCCUCGAUCUCCGAGCCCGGCGCUUCUACGGCCGCAGCAUCAGCUGCUGCGUCGGUGGCCGAAGGCGAUGAAAGCGCCGAAGCUACUCAUGCCGGGCGCAUCCUCCUCCAACCUCCUACCGCCGAAGAAAUCGCCCGGUACUUCUCUUUGAUACACCCUUUGAAAUACUCACAACCACACCAACCGCUUCCGUCACCAUUCUCCCCGCCCCUGAACGGCCUUACGCUGACUGCAUACAACGCUGGACAUACCGUUGGUGGUACGAUAUGGCAUGUACAACAUGGCAUGGAGUCAAUUGUCUAUGCGGUCGACUGGAACCAAGCUCGAGAGAGCGUCGUCGCAGGCGCUGCCUGGUUUGGAGGUUCCGGUGCUAGUGGAACGGAGGUCAUUGAGCAGCUGCGCAAACCUACGGCGCUGGUAUGCAGCACCAGGGGAGGCGAACGGUUUGCAUUGCCCGGAGGCAGGAAGAAACGGGAUGACUUGCUGCUGGACAUGAUUCGGAGCACCAUCGCCAAGGGUGGUACAGUGUUGAUUCCUACGGAUACUAGCGCUCGUGUGCUGGAGCUGGCUUAUGCACUGGAACAUGCCUGGCGCGAUGCGGCAGGCUCUGGCCAGGGUGACGAUAUACUGAAAGGAGCCGGACUGUACCUGGCCGGCCGCAAAGCUAAUACUACGAUGCGACUGGCAAGGAGUAUGCUGGAGUGGAUGGACGAGAACAUCGUGCGAGAGUUUGAGGCGGCUGAGGGUGUGGAUGCAGCGACUGGUCAGUCAAAUACAGAAGGCCAACGUGCAGGUCAGAAUCAGGGCAAGGCAGAAGGGAAGGGCGUGGGGCCUUUUACAUUCAAACAUCUCCGAAUCUUGGAACGCAAAAAGCGAUUAGAAAAGAUUCUGUCCGACCAGAAGCCCAAGGUCAUCCUGGCUUCCGAUACGUCGCUGGAUUGGGGAUUCGCAAAGGAUUCUCUUCGUUUGGUGGCGGAAGGUGCCAACAACCUGCUGCUUUUGACGGAGCCUUUGCAUAAGGAGAGGAUUACGGAGGGCCAGGAAAGCACCCACAGGAAGACGCUCGGCAGUAUGAUCUGGCAGUGGUAUGAAGAACGGAAGGAUGGCGUCGCUCUGGAAAAGGCAUCGGAUGGCGAGAUGCUGGAACAGGUGCACAGCGGAGGCCGGGACCUCUCCUGGACGGAUGUGCGACGUGCGCCUUUGGACGCAGGCGAGCAGUUGCUCUACCAGCAGUAUCUGGCCACGAAACGACAACUUCAAGAUACCUCACAAGCAAGAGGACAAGAAAAUCUUGACAAUGCCGCCGACGCCCUCGAUGACCGGUCCAGCUCUACAUCAGAAGACUCGGAGACGGAACAGCAGGGUCGCGUCCUGAACUUCUCGACCUCCUUAGCACACUCCAACCGAAACAAGCUCGGCCUCAGCGAUGAAGACCUUGGCGUCAACAUUCUUCUACGACGCAAGAAUGUCUACGACUACGAUGUACGAGGCAAGAAAGGUCGCGAGCGCAUGUUCCCGUAUGUGGCACCGCGGAAGAAGGGGGACGAGUAUGGCGAGUUCAUCCGGCCUGAGGAGUACCUCCGUGCCGAGGAACGUGAGGAGGCCGACAUGCAGCAGCGCCGGACUGACUCCCAGACCAAGCUGGGGCAGAAACGUCGCUGGGACGAAACAGCGCCCCACGGACGUCGACUGUCGGGCAGUGGCGCCAAACGGCAAGCGCUUGGCGAUGCGCAGAAACGGGAUGUCAGCACUGCUGACGAACUGAGCCUCGCCGAAGACGGCGAAGUGGAUGCCGCGGUAUCCUCAGAGGAUGAGGUGGAAGGACAGAGCUUCGAAGGGCCAGCGAAGGCAAUAUAUGAAAAGGCUACACUGACAAUCAAUGCCCGGCUGGCAUACGUGGACUUUACAGGACUACACGACAAGCGCAGUCUGGAGAUGCUCAUCCCACUCAUCCAGCCCCGGAAGCUGAUCCUGGUUGGUGGCAUGAAACAGGAGACGACCGCGUUGGCGACCGAAUGCCAGAAGCUCCUGGCAGCCAAAUCCGGAAUGGAUGUUUCGGCCGCGGAUUCGGCAGUCAUCUUCACGCCAGUCAACGGCGAAGUCGUUGACGCCAGCGUCGACACGAACGCAUGGAUGGUCAAGUUGAGCAACAACCUGGUCCGGCGUUUGAAGUGGCAGCACGUACGCAGCCUGGGCGUGGUUACGCUGACGGCGCAGUUGCGGGGGCCGGAACAAGCCGUCCUGGAGGAUUCUACAGAAGAGAACCCCAGCAAGAAGCCGAAACUGUUGGAGGAGGAGAAGAAGGACGAAGGAGGUAGCACCGAGGUUGCGACGAACGCACCAUCAGAGGGGGCCAAACCAUCAGCCGACAAGUCCGAGGUAUACCCACUGCUGGAUGUGCUGCCGGUCAACAUGGCGGCGGGGACGCGGUCCAUGACCCGGCCGCUCCAUGUGGGCGACCUGCGGCUGGCAGAUUUGCGCAAGAUCAUGCAAGGGGCUGGACAUACGGCAGAAUUCAGGGGCGAGGGAACGCUCCUUAUCGAUGGGAUGGUGGCAGUGCGGAAGUCGGCGACGGGGCGGAUUGAGAUUGAAGCAUCCGCGCAGUCUGCGGCGUCGACGAACCUAGGACGAGGAGGAGGGAGUUUCUUGGCUGUGAAGCAGAAGAUUUAUGAAGGAUUGGCUGUUGUGUCGGGGAGUUAGGUGCUGCCAGAACCGGUUCGUCUGAUGUUGGAUUAUGCCAACCCAGUAGAUUAAAACAAGACAUAAAAUAUCCGUUUACCCUCUAUA
Molecule: messenger RNA, 3337 nt
Organism: Aspergillus piperis CBS 112811
Lineage: Eukaryota; Fungi; Ascomycota; Eurotiomycetes; Eurotiales; Aspergillaceae
Product: cleavage polyadenylation factor subunit CFT2
Exons: 2
Coding region: 203-3250 (1015 amino acids)
Biological process (GO): mRNA 3'-end processing by stem-loop binding and cleavage
Cellular component (GO): mRNA cleavage and polyadenylation specificity factor complex
Molecular function (GO): RNA binding
Source: RefSeq, a predicted model, not a curated record